UUAUCUGCGUCUCUCUGCUGCACCAUCAGCAGAGGCCCUGGCCUGCUGCUGCUCCAUCCAUGCCGCGGCAUUCUCCUCGGCGUAUGCCAUCACAUUCCGGCGAUGCAUGGCACUGAUACACACCACACCACAACACAACACGACACACACAGCUCUCCCUCCCUCCCUCCCUCCCUCCAGCUGUGCGUGUGGUUUGUGUGCGUGUGCUUACUUCUCUCGUUUCGUGGCCAAUAUUUUGCGCCUCUUUUCCUCCUUCUCCUGCUCUACCUCCGGGAUGACCACAUCGCCGUGCCGCACCUGCUGCUGCCCGCCGCCAAUGCUGCUGUCGGGCAGCUCCUCAAUGGGCCCCGUGUCAGCCAUGGGAGGCGGGAAGGGCUCCAACGCCGCGUGGCGCUUGCUCUCGUUGAACCACAGGGUCGUCACGAGAUGCAGCUCUGACACCGCUGGCACCUCUUGCUGCUGUCUCCCACCACCGGCCGUCGGCUUGUACGGCAGGAGUGGGGCGGCUGCUGCUGCUGCUGCUGCUCCUGCUGAUUGGCCGUUGCUGUGCUGGUGGGAUCGCUGUGUGUCGUGGUGGUCCCGCCAGAGCACCGCCCACUCGUCGUCCGGCACCACCAAAAUGCCCUUGUGCCCUGCCGGCUGCUGCUGCUGCUGGUGUGCGUAUGUCUUGCAGAGUGUGUCGUAUAUGUGGGGGCACUGGAGGAGCUCGAACGGCGACAUGACCGUCACUGUGGCGCCGCAGCCCCGGAUGUCGGGGACGAGGGAUUGGUGGUCCUUGACGUCGACGGCCAGGGUGGGCGACACGAUGGCCUGCCACCCAGACAGCAGCGUGGACCGACGAAGCUGGUAGGCCUCAUCCACCUGGGCCUGCACACACCACAUCCACAGUAUGAGGCCGCCCAGUGUGUGUGUGUGUGCGGGUGUCUGGCGUGGCGUACCCUGGCCUUGAUUGGGUCGAACACCUCCCCGUUGGCCGUGAUCUGUUGCUCGUGGCGCGUGUGGUCCACCAAACGACCCUGCCAGCCCAGCCCACACCAUUAACACAACAACACAGCCCAUGUGUUUGCGACCCACCCGCCGUUGUCCCCUAUGGCAGGCAGGCUUACAUAUGUCCAGCACUCCUCUAGCCACUCAUACUUGAGCACAAGAAUGUCCCUCCUCUUGGCCGACAGCAUCUUGGCGGGGUUGGGCCGCUCGUCGCCCACCACCAAGGCACAUGGCUUGUCCCCGCCACUGCUCAGCUCCACCUGCUUCGCUCCCAUGCCCUUCACCAUCAUGCGCACCAACUCACGGUCGCCCUUCUUGAGGGGGACCUGGUCCAUACUGGCCCCCUCUGGCCGCCAUCCGAACCCCGAUAUCGACACGCGGAGGCCUCGCAGGGGGCCGUUGUCGCCCCCAGGGGUGAAGUAGCGGUUGGGGCUGAAGAUGGGCGAGAUGUUGGGGUCGAGCAGUCGCCUGUGGGUCCAGCACGUGUAGAGGAACAGGAGGGUCACCUGCUUCUCGGGCAUCUCGGGGAUGUGGGCUUUGAAUAGAUGUUCCUCUUGACAUGAAAGGCCAGCACGUCACUCGCGCCAAAAAACGAGAGCCUGCAUGUAGGAAACAUACAGCCUUCUUUUCAUCACCCCCUUGAAUGGCCCGCGUACCUACCUCUUGUACCCUCGAGGACGUGCCGCCACACGCUGAACAGCAGAAGUCGUCCAGCAGCUCUGGGAGACGGACAGUCUUGUCGACGGCGUCCAUCAGGCCCCAUACGCCCCCUCUCUUCUCCAUGGCCUCAUUGAUAGGCACCCUGACAGUGCUGUCACUGCGGGCGCCCGUGUCCAUGCUCACGUUCCCGCACUUAGUGCACAGCACGUCACUCUUGUAGCCGUGCCCAGCAAAUUGGCAAAGCGCUCCCCCUCUGCCACACCAGCGGCGGCCUCCUCCUCGUCGAUCAGAUUCCCCAUGGCCAUGAAUACGUCCGACGUGCACUGCUGACGGGAUGAGUCGACGUGAUACCCGCGGGCCCUCAU
Vitrella brassicaformis is the source of this 2012-nucleotide messenger RNA. The record is from the annotation of a GenBank genome assembly. Lineage: Eukaryota; Vitrellaceae.